AGGAGAGGGAGAGGGGGGAGGGAGGGGGAGGGGAGACGAUGGAGGGCGCUGUGGUAAGCGCUUCCAUGGGUGUGAUUGGCCCGCUCCUCGCCGAGCUUACCAUCUUGUGUGCGCGCUUGCCCGAAGGCCGCCCAAAAACGGAGAUGGAGUUCUUCGAGGAGAAUCUGAGGAGCAUCCAGGAGAUGGUGUCCUCUCUCCACGCCGUGAAGAUGUCUCACAUGGUGGAAGAGGACGCGCUGCUGAAGAAGAGGUGGGCGAAGCAAGCCCGGGAGAUCGCCUACGACACGCAAGACUUCGUCGACCUCUUCAGGCACGGCGCCGGCCUGUCUCUGUCUGAUGACACGGCCGGGGUUAUGCCCAAGACUGCUGGGCGUCUCAAGAAGCUAAGGAGGUUCAGUAGCCGCCCCAAGCAGCCAAGGUUAGAUCGUGAGAUGGUCAACAAGGUCGAGGAGCUUAAGGCUCGUAUGACCGAAUUGAUUGAGCGGCACAGGAGGUUCAAGAUCGCCAUGGAUCCCAGCUCCCCCCCAAAACAAGACGUGCCCGGUUGUUCAGGGCAUCAGAUCCAGAUCCAGAUCCAGAGUGAGGCAUCCUCUUCUGGUACUCGUACUUCCAGGUGCCCAUCUGUGCCCAUAGAUGCUUAUUUCUCGGCACUCUAUGCCGGGGGAGACGGACUUGUUGGCAUCGAUGGCCCCAGCGACGAUCUCACCGCGCUGCUCAUGGAUGACAUGCAACAAUUGAAGGUGGUUUCUGUUCUGGGUCCUGAAGGUAUAGGAAAGACCACACUUGUCAGGGAGGUUUAUCGCAAUAUUCGAGGCCGAUUUGAGUACUGUGCUCUUGUGUCAAUGUCCCAAAAGACAGGCAUUCAGGAGAUUCUCCAAGCAUUUCGAUCACAGCUCAGUGCACAAGAUUGUGCCAGCGUAGAGGCGUGCCAAGAGGAGCAACUCACACAUAAGCUCAUACAAGUACUGAAGGGCAAGAGGUACUUUGUCGUGCUCGAUGGUGUGUGGAGCACACGAGCCUGGAGAUUGAUCAGAUGUGCUUUGCCUGGAAACAAUAAUGGAAGUCGAAUAUUGAUGACGACAUGCAUCGGUAACAUAGCUACGUCAUGUUGCUCAACUACUGGAGACUCAAUAUAUCGAAUGAAAUGCCUUCCAGAACUAGAAGGAAGAAGAUUAUUCAUCGAGAGAACAUUUGGCCUUGAAAAGUGGCAGUUUCCUUCUUGGUUAAAAGAAGUUUUCAAUGAAAUACCGAGAAAAUGUGGUGGGUGGCCAAUCGUAAUCCUUACCAUAGCUAGUUUGCUGGCCACUAAGUCGAGUUCAGAAGAGCAUUGGAAAAUGAUACAAAGUUCUAUUGGUUUAGCACUUGUGCGUCCCCACAGAAGAAAAGGCUUAGCGCUUGAGCAGAGCCAGGUCCACAGCUGUGACAGUUUGCAAGGAGUGAAAAAUAUACUGUACAUUUGCUACAAUGACCUUCCCCAGCAUUUGAAGACAUGCUUACUGUAUCUAAGCACAUAUCCGGAAGGCUAUGUCAUCGGAAGAGAUCAUUUAAUAAGAAGAUGGAUAGCUGAAGGCUUCAUCAGCUUGAGAAGUGAACAUGAUAACUUAGAAGAAGCGGGGCAGUGCUAUUUCAAUGAACUUAUUAACAGGGGGAUGAUCCAACCUGUGGGAAUCCAGUAUGAUGGUCAAGCUGAUGCCUGCCAAGUCCAUAGUUUGAUUCUUGGUCUAAUUGUAUCCAUAUCUGCUGAAGAAAAUUUUGUCACAUUGUUUGAUGGCCACGAUCAUGAAUUGGGCAUAACAGACAAGGUCCGACGGUUAUCUCUCAACUACCAUGGUCAACAGCAUUUUGUUGUGCCAUCAACCAUAACUUUCUCUCCUAUCCGAUCACUCACAAUUUUUGGGUCCACUCAAGGUGCACCGAUUUUUUCAAACAGUCAAGCUCUGCGGGUGUUUGAUUUGGAUGUUCAGGAAGAUCCAGGGAAAAAAUAUCUUGGAACUAUAGGGAGCUUUUUUCAGUUGAAGUAUUUGCGACUCCAAAUGAGUGGAGUUGUUGAGCUUCCUGAACAAAUAGGGGAACUGCAGUUUCUUGAGACUCUUGAUCUUACCAAUACUUCCAUCACAAAGCUGCCAAGAAGCAUUCUUCGCUUAUGGCGUUUGGUAUAUUUACUUGUCUGUAAUGUGGAAUUGCCAGAUGGAGUUGGUGACAUGCGGUCUCUGGAGGAGCUUUCAGGGAUUCAAGUCAACACCACCAACUCAACAAAUUCACUGUUGGGUGUGGGACAGCUGACUAAACUGAGGAUUGUUCAGCUAAUAUGGUCCAUUUCUGAUGCGUGUGGUGAUAUCAAAGGAUACGAGAACAAUCUGCUCUCAUCGCUCAAGGAACUAUCCAAGCUCCAAUCUCUAAGCAUCGAAAGCAAAGAUGGUUCUUCUCUCAGUUUCUUGGAUUCUUGGUCGCCUCAACCUCAGCUUCUUCAGAAACUCUGUUUGACAGGAGGAUAUUAUUUCCCCAGAAUUCCAGAGAGGGUAAUCUCACUUGUCAACCUUGAUUUCCUCGACAUCAGGGUUUAUCAAGUGGAAGACGAAAUGAUGAAUGCUUUGGGGUCCCUGCUAGUCCUGUUAGUUCUCAGCUUAUCAUCGCAGGUUGCAGCCUCAAAACAAAGGAUAGUGGUUCAACCCGGUUUGUUCCACUGUCUGACGAAAUUUACACUCACUUGCUUGAAUAGCUGGACAGGGUUGGUAAUCGAACCAGAGGCUCUGCCAAAGCUAGCAAGGCUUGGGCUUUUGUGCUAUAUGCAGGGAUGGAGAGAUCCUGUGUGUGGUGAUUAUGGCAUCAAGUAUCUCUCUUCUCUCAAAAAUCUCCAUGUUGAGUUCACCUUCGGGUGUGCAGGGAUUUGGGAGGUUGCCAUAAGAACCCCUAAGAAUCCGCCACCACAAGUUCAAAUAUUGGACGAACAUCGUAUGGUGGAGGAAGCGGAAAUCAUAGAAGCGGUGGAGUCCUUAUCUACACACGAAAGCACUGACGAAGAAUCUGCUAUCUACAAAGAUGCUAAAAUGCUCCCUAUGCCUCCCAUGUACGAUGUGGAAAUGGAUUUCCAAUCUUCACAGGAAAGCCCAGAAGUGUAUGACAUGUCUCCAAGCAUCCAUCCGCACAAACUUACAUCAGCGACCUCUGAGCUAGCUUUCCACAACCGUGAAAUCAUGGAGGUUGCUUUGGUGAGUGUGGCGACGGGGGUCCUGAAGCCCGUCCUGGAGAAGCUAGCCGCCCUUCUCGGCGAUGAGUACAAGCAUUUCAAAGGCAUACGCAAGGAGAUCAAUUUCCUCACUAACGAGCUCGCUGUCAUGGAGGCUUUCCUCCUGAAGAUGUUAGAGGAGGAGGAUCCUGAUGUGCAAGAAAAAAUUUGGAUGAAUGAGGUGCGGGAGCUGUCCUACGACAUGGAGGAUGCCAUCGACGACUUCAUGCAAAGCGUCGGUGAGAAAGAUGAAAAGCCAGAUGGCUUCAUUGAGAAGAUCAAGAGCUCGCUAGGGAAGUUGGGGAAGAUGAAGGCUCGUCGUCGGAUGGGCAAGGAGAUUCAGGAUCUGAAGAAACAGAUCAUAGAGGUGGGUGCGAGGAAUGCAAUGUACAAGAGUCGUGAGACCUUCUCCAAGAACGCCAACACGACCGUUGACCCUAGAGCUCUUGCUAUUUUCGAGGAUGCAUCAAAACUCAUUGGAAUUGAUGAGCCCAAGGCUGAGAUAAUCAAGCUGUUAACAGAAGAGGAUGUUUGUGCUUCAGAGCAACAACGACAACAACAACUGAAGAUAGUCUCCAUUGUUGGACCUGGAGGUAUGGGCAAGACAACUCUUGCGAACCAAGUGUAUCAAGAGCUAAAAGGAAAAUAUGAGUGUUCGGCUUUCGUCUCAGUUUCACGAAAUCCAGACAUGACGAAUAUCUUGAGAACCAUUCUAAGUAAAGUGGCUAAGAAAGACUAUGCUACCACUGAAGCAGGGAAUAUACAACAACUCAUCGACAAUAUCAUAGAUUUUCUAGCAGACAAAAGGUACUUUGUUGUUGUUGACGAUAUAUGGGACGUGAAUACAUGGGAUAUUAUUAAGCGUGCAUUCCCCGCUACAAGUUCUACCAGUAGAAUAAUCACGACUACUCGUGUAAACAAUGUCGCUCAUUCAUGUUGCUCGUCAUUCAAUGGCUGUGUUUACAAUAUAAGGGCUCUUGAUAUGAUGCACUCAAGACAGUUAAUUUACAGAAGGUUAUUCAGGUCUGAUGAAGAUUGCCCUUCAUACCUUCAAGAAAUUUCUGAGCAGAUAUUGGAAAAAUGCCAUGGGUUACCUUUGGCGAUCAUUGCUAUAUCUGGUUUGUUGGCUAACACAGAAAAAACAGAAGUUCUAUGGAAUCAAGUGAAAGAUUCAAUUGGUCGUGCACUUGAAAGGAAUCCUAGCGUCGAAGGAAUGAUGAAGAUAUUGUCACUCAGUUAUUUUGAUCUGCCUCCUUAUUUAAAAACUUGCCUCUUAUACCUGAGCAUGUAUCUAGAAGAUUCUACUAUUAAGAAGAAGGGCCUGAUAAGAAGAUGGAUUGCUGAAGGAUUCAUUCAUAGCGAGGGUAGAUACACGGCAUAUGAGAUAGGAGAAAGGUGUUUUAAUGAACUACUCAAUAGGGGUUUGAUCCAAACUGGGGAGACAGAUGACUAUGGCAAGGUGGAUAGUUGUCGAGUUCACAACAUAAUUCUUGAUUUUAUCAUAUCCAAGUCUAUAGAAGAGAACUUCGUUACUUUACUUGGUGUUCCCAUUUUGAGAACUUGGGACCAAAGCAAAGUUAUUCGUCGACUCUGUCUACAAGGUGCCAAAGAAGAAAAUUUAACAGUACUGACAGCAGGUCUCGUCUUGUCCCAUGUCCGAUCACUUAUCGUGGUUGGAGGUCUUGUCAAAAUCCCUUCUUUGGAGGAGUUCAGACAUCUGCGUGUUCUCGACUUGAUGGAUUGCUCCAAAUUGGAAGAUCAUCAUCUUGAAAAUAUAGUGAGGUUGUUCCAGCUGAGGUACCUGAAUCUCAAAGGUACAGAAAUAAGCAAGCUGCCAGAACAAAUCGGGCGUUUAGGGUGCUUAGAGUUUCUGGACCUAAGAGGCACUCGUGUAGGGGAAUUACCUGUAUCUAUUGUGAAUCUCAGAAAAUUGAUGCAUCUACUUGUUGAAGUUGAUGUUAAAUUUCCUGAUGGGAUUGCGAAGAUGCAAGCACUAGAGACGUUGGAAGAUGUGGGGGUCUACAUUCAGCUAUUUGAUUUCCUGUGUGGCCUUAGCCAACUAAAGAAUUUGAGGAAUCUGCAACUUGACCUUCGUUUUGGAGUUGAUUCUGGCACUGAGGAUACGGAUGUGGUUGGUGAGGAGCGCAACAAAACUAUGGUCUCUUCCCUGUGUAACCUAGGCACCCAGAACCUCCGCUCCCUGACUAUUUAUGAAGGGAGUAGCCUCUUACAAGAACCUUUGUGCUUGCCUGCCCUUGAGAAACUUAUUACCUGGUCUUCAGCCAUCCCGCAGGUUCCGACAUGGAUGAGCUUUCUCAUAAACCUCCAACAGGUACGCAUUCAAGUGGAGGGGGUCAAGCAGGAUGAUUUUUGCAAGCUUGGGGCCUUACCCAGUCUUCUCGUUCUGCACCUUGUGGAGGGAGAAACAGACUCAAACGAAAAGCUCAGAAUUAGUGGUGAAGUUGGGUUCCGAUUCUUGAAUACUUUUAUUUAUGAUGCAUGUUCUAAACCAGUAGAUCUGAUGUUUGGCGCAGGGUCCAUGCCCAAGCUAGAAAAAAUCUUUUUUUAUUAUUUUAGCGCAGUUGAAGCCAACUCUCUGGGCUUUGGAAUGGAGAACCUCCCCAGCCUCACUAGUGUCAGAUGUCUUGGUGUUUUGGGUGAUGAUGGCAUUUUUGAAGCCCUGAAGACUGCCAUGGAGAGAGCAGUCAGCACACAUCCCAACCACCCUAGUCUACGCUUUGAGGGAAUUGCUUCUGCUUCUGGAGUUUAAUACUCAUGUCUAGCUCGAUUCAUCUCUCUUUUAUGAUACACUAUUCUCUCCGUCGCGUAAUGUACUAUGGAUAAUGAUACAAAAUUGUAGAAUUGGUUAAGACUGCUACUGUACUGCAUUUUCUGUAAUAAUCAAUCAUCCGUGUUGAUGGUUCAAUAAUAUUGGGCGACCAUUCGUAGUCGUCAUUCUCUA
Molecule: messenger RNA, 6188 nt
Organism: Triticum aestivum (bread wheat)
Lineage: Eukaryota; Viridiplantae; Streptophyta; Magnoliopsida; Poales; Poaceae
Exons: 5
Coding region: 39-5996 (1985 amino acids)
Biological process (GO): defense response to other organism
Molecular function (GO): ATP hydrolysis activity; ADP binding
Source: RefSeq, a predicted model, not a curated record